UGCCGAGCUCCCGUACUUUGGGACUGGUUCCUGCUAUCACGAAUACGUCAAGGGGAACCAACUGUAGUACAAAGUAAAAGCGGACUUUGAGCUUUUUUUCUUUCUUCUAUUCUUUUGGAGAUGAGAAGCUUUAACGAGAACGGGGUCUAGGAAUUGAGUGAGGUGUAUGGACCAUAGCCUCACGGGACACAAUUCCGGCAUUGUACAAGUUAUAGCGAGCCUUAUUCUCUAGACGUCCGAUUACCAGUUUCAGAAGACCCGUUAUGAGACUCGAAGUGACAAUUGCUUCGAGAGAUCAAGCAUUGGAGGAAGGUUCGUUGCCUUGGUCCCAAGUGUUAUAGCACUACCUAGACCCAAGCCUCAGCGAAUGCUGCGAAUGACUAGUUUCUUCGUUCCUGUCAGGAAAGGGCCACUAGCCACUCAACGUCAGACUUGAUAUGCAAGAAUUGACUUACGAAUCGUCAUGUUCCUGUACAGAAUCUCCAAGGGAACCAGGCUGGUAGGUCGAACUUACCCAAAAACCCCAUGCACCAACACCGCGUACGUCAUUGCACACAAUACGGAGUUUGGGAGACAGAGGAAUCCCGAAGUAGUCGCCUAAAAACUCCGUAGGGAUAUAUUUCCUGAGAUCGGCAAAAGCAGAAAGUUAUUGUGAAGGACUAUAGUGCUAAUUUCGUUUAUAUUGACCCGUACCGAGUGAAGCAUGACUGGCUGAGUGCACUGGCCCAAACUCUCUUCUCGUCAACGCAGAUCCUCCAGCGGGUUCGCAGCACGGAGUAGGCGGACUACGCAGCUGUCCGUUACCGAUUUGCCUGACUCGAAGGCAUAUUAAGUGCCCGUGGGAUAGUUCGUAUUUUGAAUUCCUUACUCAUUAACGGGGAUAAAGUCUGAUGGACUGAUAUAAACAUGAGGUUGAAGUCCCUGAGUAGGUGAAUUGGCCAGAGUCCUUCUCGUCAUACUUUGCCACCAAUUACCCACGAUCCUUUCGGUAUACAACUCUCUAAACAUGCGUGCCACACUUGUUUUCGCGGCUGCGUCCUUCGCGACCGGUGCUAUCGCAGCUAGGUCCAUGGGCUACUGCCAAAACUUGGCAGGCGACGGCGGGGACAUCGGAAAGACGAGGUUCUGCUGCGACUCGCAGUUCGACUUCCGCUUUUCCGAGUCUGGCAUAUGUAACAUCCCUGCGGACUCCUGCGGUGGCAUCAGCACGUGCUGCGGGACUGGUUUCUACGUCUUCAACACUUGUCCCGACACGUUUCCUUGUGCGAACAGCGCGGUGGACAAGGUUUGUCCCAAGAAUCAGUCGUGAUCCAUGGUAAUGGGCUAGCGGGACUGAAGAUGAAUAUGCUUCAUAUUGGCCAUGCUACGUUGUCAUGACGCGCAGCUCGUUCGUGAUGUCGUGACGACCGAUCAGUUCAGCCUAUGACGGCUCACCAAGGAGCAUGUGGUGCAGCUUCUGAAAGAACAUAUCAAUAGCACGC
Colletotrichum scovillei is the source of this 1481-nucleotide messenger RNA. RefSeq lists its product as uncharacterized. Bases 1007 to 1309 code for a protein of 100 amino acids. NCBI's taxonomy places the organism in Eukaryota, Fungi, Ascomycota, Sordariomycetes, Glomerellales, Glomerellaceae. The record is from RefSeq and is a predicted model, not a curated record. The transcript has 2 exons.